AUGUUGUUCAAGGCUUUCUCUCUCAACCUGCUCCUGACCCUCGGGUCUGUGGCCGCCUCGUCCCUCAGCGAGCGCGACACCUCCUCUCUAGAGGCUCGUGUCACCUGCGGCCAGAACACUCUGAAGAUUGGCGGCAAGUGUUACUGCAAGUCCAUCGUCUUCAAGAUGGACGGCAACGGCGACUGCGGCUGCGACACUGGCUACAAGGUGUCCGGCCUUCUCUGUAUCGCCGACUGCCCUUCCAGCGCCUACGUGAACUGGAAGAACCAGUGCGCUUGCCGCAAGAGCUACCUCAAGUUCAAGGGUGGCGACUGCAAGUGUGACCAGGACAGCCAGACCGACGACGGCUCCAAGUGUACCGACAUCUGCCCCGGCCCUCACAACAACUGGGUCAGCGGCACCACCUGCUCUUGCGAUACCGACUUCAUCCCUGCUACUUCUCCCGCUACCGGCUGUGUCCGCGACUGCUCCAACGGUGCUACUCCCAACGGCGAUUCCACUGCUUGCGUGUGCACCGGCGACCACUUUGUCCUGAAGGCCAACGGCAAGGAGUGCGAGUGUGAACCCGACUACAUCCCUGGUACCGGCAACGACGAGGGCAAGUGUGUCCCUAAGUGUAUCAACGGCGCUACCCCCCUGGGUGACCACUCUGGCUGCCAGUGUGAGGCCUCUCACUUCAAGCUUACUGCCAACGGCCGAGAGUGCGAGUGCGAGGAUGACUACAUCCCUGGUACCGGCAACGACGCUGACAAGUGUGUCGCCAAGUGCUUCAACGGUGCUACCCCCCUGGGUGACCACUCUGGCUGCCAGUGUGAGGCCUCUCACUUCAAGCUUACUGCCAACGGCCGAGAGUGCGAGUGCGAGGAUGACUACGUUCCUGGCACUGGCAACGAUGCUGACAAGUGUGUCCCUCGAUGCUCCAACGGCGCUACUCCCCUGGCCGACCACUCUGGCUGCAAGUGUGACGAUGUCAACGCCCACCUUGUCAACAACGACCGCGAGUGUGCCUGCAACACCAAGUACUCCCUCGGUAGCGGCAGCCAGGCCAACACCUGUAUCCCCGACUGCUCCAACGGUGCUACUCCCAACGCUGGCCUCACUGGCUGCGAGUGCAAUGGCGCCAACAUGCAGCUCACUGCCAACGAGCAGGAGUGCGAGUGCAAGACUCACUUCAAGCCCGGAACCAACGCUGAUGCUGGCUCUUGCGUCCCUGACUGCGGCACUGCUACUGCCAAGACCGACAACUCUGGCUGCGAAUGCCUCCAGCCCCACUUCCAGCUCAAGGAGAACCAGGUUGACUGCGAGUGCACUGCUCCCUUCGUUCCCGGUACCGGCUCCAACUCUGACAAGUGUGUCCCUGUCUGCGUUGGUAUUGCUACUCUGAAGACCGACGGAAGCGCCUGCCAGUGCCCUAGCCACGCCCACCUGAAGACUGGCAACGUUGAGUGCGAGUGUGAUACCAACUACAAGCCCACCACCAAGCCCGCCAAGCAACCUGCCUGCAUCUACGACUGCGGCUCCGCCAAGCUGAACCCUACCUUCGAUGGCUGCAUCUGCGACAAGCCCAACACUGAGUUCAAGGACGCUGCCACUGGCUGCGGCUGCAAGGCUGGCUACACUGGUCUCUCCCGAUUCGGCUGUGUCUCUGACUGCGGCACCACCGACGCCAAGUGGAACAGCGCCAAGUCUGCCUGCAUCUGCAACGUCAAGGCCUACACCUACACUCCUGCCAGCGGCUCCGCUAGCGCCAGCUGCGCUUGCGCCAAGUCCACUGAUGUUUACGAGGAGGGUGACGGUAUCUGCCACGAGUCCUGCGGCAACGAUGCCGACUGGAACAAGAAGGCCCGUGCCUGCAUCUGCCGCAAGAAGGGCAUGCAGUUCAACAACGGUGCUUGUGCUUGCCCCAAGCCCGAUGAGCAGAAGUGGAACGGUUCCAAGUGUGUCCCCGACUGCGGUGACGACGCCCAGUACGACAACAAGCAGGCUCGCUGCGUCUGCCUCAAGCGUGGCCAGAAGUGGGCCAACAAGGUCUGCUCUUGCGAUGCUGGCUUCACCUGGAAGAACCAGAACAAGGGCUGCGUCGCCAACCCUUCUUAA
Fusarium vanettenii 77-13-4 is the source of this 2097-nucleotide messenger RNA. RefSeq lists its product as uncharacterized. The record is from RefSeq and is a predicted model, not a curated record. NCBI's taxonomy places the organism in Eukaryota, Fungi, Ascomycota, Sordariomycetes, Hypocreales, Nectriaceae. Bases 1 to 2097 code for a protein of 698 amino acids. The transcript has a single exon.